CUCUCCUUUGCACCUUUGGUUCUUUACUGCUAUAAAUUCUCAUCAAGUGGGUCAAGUUUUCAUUCUUGCAAAACAAGCAAAGUGUACAACAGAGCUUAUCAUAUCCUCUAUUUGCUUAACAUAUUGCAUACAAAAUGCAGGAUAAUCCAGACAUGUUUGAAACAACUACAUGUUUUGAUCCAAACUCUAUAACCCAUAAUCAACAAGUGCUAACCGAGCAUCACGACGUCCACCAAAUGCCCAUUUUCUCCGCCUUUGAACCACCCGCAGAUCACAAUCAUCUCAUCAACAUGGAAAUGGAUUAUUACCAAAACCAUCAACAAAACAACUGGUUACCAAAAUGUUCAUCAACAAUACUCUAUUCCAACCCGGCCCAAGUUUAUCAAACUUCGGGUCAAGUUAUGUAUGACCACCCGGUAUUACCAAAUGGGUUCAAUCUAUUUGGUGAAAGUGAUAUGGAAAGAGGAGAACAUAGUCAUAUGUAUUAUGAAGGAGAUGCGGUUUUCGAGUUUGAUGUAGGAAUUGUUAAGGGAAGAGGGAGAGAUAAGAAAGAUGCAAAACAUUUUACUAAUGAAAGACAUAGGAGACAAUUAUUGAAUGGCAAGUUUGUGGUGUUGAGGAGUUUGAUCCCAAAUCCUUCUAAGGAUGACCGCGCAUCGAUUGUUGGAGACGCUAUCGAAUACAUCAAUAAUCUCAAGAGGGAUUUGGAGGAGCUGAAGAUUGCUGUUGAUAGGAAGAGAUGCAACCGAAGUAGGAUGAAAAGACAUAAAACCGAAGACCAUCUCAAUUUCGAUGUAGAGAGUAACACGGGUCAUGAUCAGCAAGCCUAUAAUGGUAGUUCAAGUUCUACUAUGAAGAGUUCAUGGCUACAGAGGAAAUCAAAGAAUAUCGAAGUCGAUGUUAGAGUUAUUGAUGAUGAAGCUACAAUCAAAUUGGUGCAACAAAAGGGGAUCAGUUGUUUGUUGCUUGUUUCUAAGGCUCUUGAUGAGCUUAAUCUGGAUGUUCAUCAUGUUGCUGGUGGACUCAUUGGUGGUUACUAUAGUUACUUGUUCAAUAACAAGAUUUGUGAAGGGUCUUCUGUUUAUGCAAGUGAUAUAGCAAAUAAGCUAAUUGAGGUGGUGGACAAACAAUAUGCAAAUGUUCCAAAUCAUUUCUAGCUACAAGGACACAAGAUUUGUGAGGGAUUAUUUGGGCUUAUGCUUUUUUGCUUAGAUAUUAACAUCUGUGCUUGAAGGAUUAUAUGGACUUAUUAAGGAUUUUUUUUUAUUAUACAUAAUAUUUAAAGUUGUAAUAACUAGAUUAUCAGUUGUUUGAGCAUGGCAAAUUCCUGACUUACCAAAA
Helianthus annuus (common sunflower) is the source of this 1341-nucleotide messenger RNA. Its product is annotated as transcription factor bHLH10. NCBI's taxonomy places the organism in Eukaryota, Viridiplantae, Streptophyta, Magnoliopsida, Asterales, Asteraceae. Bases 135 to 1157 code for a protein of 340 amino acids. The transcript is spliced from 4 exons. Gene Ontology annotation, biological process: regulation of DNA-templated transcription; anther wall tapetum development. The record is from RefSeq and is a predicted model, not a curated record. Gene Ontology annotation, molecular function: protein dimerization activity.